GGCUGGGAAACAAAGAUGGCCGCUGCUCAAGACACCAACAGUGAGCAGGUUGUACCAGGAGAUGGCGGUGAAAACGAUGUCCUCUCGGUGCAGGCUCGGUAUCUCCGUAGCCCUUCACCCAGCAGAUUUUCGAUGAUAUCGGAUGCGGACACAGAGAGCAUCUUCAUGGAGCCCAUCCAUCUCUCCUCUGCAAUUGCUGCAACCAAGAUUAUUAACGAAGAACUGAAACCCAGAGAAAUAAAGUUUGAGCCCAUGUCGCCGAAGCUGCUGGAGUCAGCAGAGCAGCUACUUGUGGAAGACCUGUACAACCGUGUGAAGGUGAAGAUUGACAACAGCGGCAGAUUCCACACGCCCUGUAUUAUGGACAUCCAGCACGCUCUGAUGCAGAAGAUGGAGGCUCCCAUGGAGCUGAUCGAUGAGGUCUGGCCUAAUGUGUACAUUGCUGAGAAGAAUGCGGCUGUAAACAACGGUCGGUUGAAGCGACUGGGCAUCACGCACAUCCUCAACGCUGCCCACGGCACCGGGGUCUACACCUCCAAGGCUUUCUACACCGGAAUGGAUAUCGAGUACCUCGGAAUCGAGGCUGAUGACUUCCCUGACUUUGACCUGUCCAAGUAUUUCCGUCAAGCUGCGGAGUUCAUGGACGAAGCCCUGUUGACGUGUAGAGGCAAGGUGGUGGUGUGCAGUGUGAUGGGCACCAGCCGUCCCGCAGCCCUGGUGGCCGCCUACCUCAUGAUCUUCCACCACAAGACCAUCCUGGACGCCCUGAUGACCGUGAGGAGGAAGCGGCCCGUCUACCCGAACGAGGGCUUCAUCCAGCAGCUGAGGCAGCUGAACGAGAAGCUGCUGGAGGAGCGGAGCGGCUGUGAGGAUGAGGAGGAGGAGGAGGAGGAGGAUUUAGAGGCGCUGAGCCAGUGCUCGGUGGUCGAGGCAGCGAGUGUGUUGGGGGCCGUGGUGCACUCCAUCGUGGUGGAGGAGCAGGAGGACGUGGCCAGCCUGGUGCCCUCUGUGGCCCGGAGCAGGGACACGCUGAUUGACCCAGAGGUGGAGGAGGAGCGGGUGGAGGAGGAGGGGAGGUCUCAGCGAGGGGGGUCGUGGCCAGAAGCUGCCGCCGGACGAGGCGAGGGCACAGCCGGACCUCCAGAGGGUGAGCAGAGUGCGGACUGGCGGAUCAGGGAAUGGCAGAGGAAGAACGAGAGGUUCCUGGUGGAGCAGGACCAGGGUGGAGAAGGUGCGGGCUGUGUGGAUGCAGGGAGCGGGCCGCUCGCUGCCGGCGGCCCCGACGGCUCAGACAGCGUGGACAGCGAGCUGCUCCAGCGGCGUUUGCAAGACUACUUGCGGGAGGUGCCCCAACAGCGAGCGCGGCGAGACUCCCUCUCCACCGUCGCCAGCACCUGGGACUCAUGGGACGAGCGUCUGCUGGAGAUCAGCCAGAGGGUGGCCAGAGGGGAUGACACCAGCAGCCUGGCCUCCCUCAGCAGAGUCCACCGCACCCGGGAGCCCGACCUGGCCUCCGACACCAGCUCCUUGUUCAACUUCUGCCAGAACAACAAGGACAAGCUGACGGCCCUGGAGAGGUGGCAGGUGAAACGGAUCCAGUUCGGGUGGAACAAGCGAGGGGAGGAGGAGAAGGAGGAGGCGAGUGAAGAGGGAGUGGAGAGGAAGUCUCUGGCUGGUGUCGACCUCACCGCCUACCAGAGCUGGAAGCUGAAGCGGCAGAAGAUGCUGGGCAGCGAGAACAAGGCGGAGGUGGUGGAACUGGCCAAGGUGGACUCUGACACCACGUCCAGGAGGAGCCAGCAGAGACGGGCCGAGCUACUGGAGCGAUCCAGGCGCACACUGCAGGAGAGCCGGUCCCUGUUGGAGGGUGAGGGGGGCAGCUCCAUUAGCGGCAGCAUCCCCCUCUCGUUCCUCUGCUCCAACAUGCCCAACGGAGGCACGGCCGAUGACAGCGUCUCCAUGCUAAGCCUGGGCUCUUCAAUGUCCAGGGCCAGGUCUGUGUCCAUACCACCACUGCCACUAGACAACAACCCUGACCCAAGUGUCUCGCUGGCCAGCAUCCAGGACUGGAUAGCCACGGUGGUGAGGGAGCAGAUCGCCAUCAGUCAGGGUGAUGGUGAUGUAGACACUAGCGGCCGGACCCAGACCCAGACCCAGACCCAGAGCGCUGGGAGGAAGGGCGGGCAGGAAGCCAAUCUGUCGCAUCUCAGCCUGCGGAGCGCUGCGUCUGCCCGGGGUUGCCUGGACACCCAGUCCCACCUCUCCUCCGCCAGUGUGGCCAGCUUCAGGUCCGAGCAGGUCACCGCCACAAGCAAGCCCCUCUACAGCUUGUUCGCCGACCAAGUCAACCUGCAAAAGCUCAGCUGCAAGGAGCAAGAGCUGAGGAGCGAGAUGAAGGGCCGAAUGGACGCCUACACCAAGGAGAAGGUGGCCGCGGACAACAAACGCAGCACCCUGUUCAAGAAGAAGAGGAAGGACCAGAGGGAAGACGAGGAGGGGUCCAGAUCCGGGUUCUCUCCCAGCCUGGGGGCAGAUAGGUUUGAGGUCGUGUCUCAUGUAUCUGGAGGUCUCUCGUACCCAGGUCCAAGUGUCCCUGAUCCAGCCCCCGGUAUCCACAAGUGGCUACGUGAGGUCAAGGACUCGUCCGUCAGCAGCACAAGACGUGACCCCAUUACCAGAAGGGAGACCAUUGGAACUCCCUAUGAUGCGAGCAGAGAGACCACAACAUCGUUCCCAUUGAACAGGGCAGAUGGGUCAGAUUUGUAUCUUCCACUAGAUGGGUUAAAGUCAACACCCAGAGGCUCCGGAGAGUACACAUCGCGGCAAUCUGCCUCUUCCUAUGGAUCCAAGGACCUUGGUGAUAAAACCGCACUGAGAUACUCCAGCCCUUCAUCUGAGCGUGAGCACCCUGCUUUCUGUGGACCAUUGGGUGGUGGCAGAGGGCCGUGUUCAGGAAGGUCCCUUGCCGAGGUGGAUGAGGCGGUGAGCCGAGCCAGGACAUCCCAGUGGCACAGCUCGGAGACGGAAGCCAGCGAUGAGACACACGCCAAGAGAACGUUUCAGCAGAGCUUUGCGCCCGGGGAGGGCCAGGCUGGCGGGCAAGGUAAUGACGGGGAGAAUCCCACCGCAAAGAGAGGGUUGAAGGCUGCUGCUUCACCAGCCCGCAGUGACGAUGAAGACGACAAGGUCAUUGCUGCCUGGAGGAGCCAUCAACAAAGUCGAGGCAAAGAUAGAAAGCAAACUCCAAGUGAAUAACACAGCAUCACUGAUAGAAGACAAGAUGGCAGGGCAGGCCAAGAUGGGAGUGUGGAGACAUCUAUACUUCACCCACGCUUCACACUGUUUGUUUAGUUGAGCGAUAGGGCUGGGAAACAGGCCCUUCGGCCCACCGGGUCCAUGCCGACCAUCGAUCACCCGUUCUAUGUUAUCCCACUUUCUCAUCCACUCCAGACACACACAUGGGGCAAUUUACAGAAAUUAACCAAUUAACCUACAAACGUUGAGAUGUGCGAAAACCCGAGGAGACCCACGCGAUCACAGGGAGAACGUGCAAACUCCACACGGACAGCACUGGUGGGCAGGAUCGCUGCUCCACUGUGCCACCCCUCCUGGCAUUUAAUUGGACACAGAGUGGAGACAAAGACAUUUGAACAUUGGGAAAAGCAAGGAUCAAAAAACAAGUAGCUCUUGUGGCCUCAUUGGACCUAACAUGGAUACAGGGAGUCUCCCACACCAGAGAUUCUCCUGGCUGUGAACUUACUGCCACCAAAGACACCCCCUCUCACUCAAUGACCCUCCAAUUUCUACUGAUAGAAUCAGACAGCAUGGAACCAGGCUCUUUGGCCCAAAUGCCCCAACUGCCUCCUCCGGCACCAAAUAGCCGCCACCCUUUGUGUAAAUGAAGUUGGCCCUCAAGUUCCUGUUAAAUCUUUCUCCCCUCACAAUAGACAAUAGACAAUAGGUUCAGGAGUAGGCAAUUCGGCCCUUCGAGCCAGCGCCGCCAUUCAAUGUGAUCAUGGCGGAUCAUCCACAAUCCGUACCCCGUUCCUGCCUUCUCCUCAUAUUCCCUGACUCCACUAUUUUUAAGAGCUCUCUCUUGAAAGCAUCCAGAGAACCUGCCUCCACCUGUGGAAUUCUCUGAGGCAGAGAAUUCCACACACUCAUCACUCUCUGUGAGAAAAAGUGUUUCCUCGUCUCCGUUCUAAAUGGCUUACUCCUUAUUCUUAAGCUGUGGCCACUGGUUCUGGACUCCCCCAACAUCGGGAACAUGUUUCCUGCCUCUAGCGUAUCCAAACCCUUAACAAUCUUACAUGUUUCAAUGAGAUAUCCUCUCAUCCUUCUAAACCCAAGAGUGUACAAGCCCAGCGGCUCCAUUCUCUCAGCAUAUUCUCUCACCUUAAACCCAUGUCCUCUGUUUCUUGAUUCCCCUAAUGUGGGUAAAAGACUGUGCAUUUAAUUUAUCUAUUCUCUCAUACGAUCUUCCCUCAUCCUUCUGUGCUCCAAGAAAUAAAGUCUUAGCUGGCUCCCUAAAGCUCAGGCCCUUGAGUCCUGGCAACAUCCUCGUAAACUUUCUCCGUACCCUUUCCAGCUUGACAAUGUUUUUCCUAUAACAGGGUGACUAAAACUAACCACAAUACUCCAAGUGUGGCUUCACCAAUGUCUUUAACAACUGUGACAUAACCCCCUCAUCUUCUAUACGCAAUACUCUGACUAAUGAAAGCUGUCUUGACCACCCUAUCUACCUGUGACGCCACUUUCAAGAAACAAUGUACCUGCGAUCUUAGAUCCCUCUAGUCUACAACUGCCAUCCUGCCCUUGUUUGACAUCCUAAAAUACAACACCUCGCACAUCUGUAUUAAACUCCAUUCACCGUUCCUCAGCCCACCUGCCCAACCGAUCAAGAUCCUGCUGCAACUUUUGCCAACCAUCUUCGCUUUCUACAAUAUCAUACACUUUGGUGUCAUCUGUAAACUUGCUAAUCAUAUAAACUUGCUAAUCAUGAUACAAUCUCAGGCAAGAACCAAGAGUAUUUAAUUGUCAAGGAGAUAUGCUGGGUAUGUUUUUUACAUGGUGGGUGGUAGGUGCCUGGAACCUAGUGGACUCACGGUUCACUCACUCACGGCUUCUGGACUCACAGUUCACUCACUCACGGCUUGUGGACUCACGGUUCACUCACUCACGGCUUCUGGACUCACAGUUCACUCACUCACGGCUUCUGGACUCACGGUUCACUCACUCACGGCUUCUGGACUCACAGUUCACUCACUCACGGCUUCUGGACUCACAGUUCACUCACUCACGGCUUCUGGACUCACAGUUCACUCACUCACGGCUUCUGGACUCACAGUUCACUCACUCACGGCUUCUGGACUCACGGUUCACUCACUCACGGCUUCUGGACACAGUUCACUCACUCACGGCUGGUGGAGGCAGGGAUGAUAGUGGCGUUUAAGAGGCUUUUAGAUGGGCGCAUGGAUGUGCAGGGAAUGGAGGGAUAUGGAUCACGUGCAGGCAGAGGAGUUUAAUUUAACUUGCCAUCAUGUUUGGCAUGGACAUUGUGGGCCGAAGGGCCUGUAGUGCUGUAUGUUUCGUGUUCCACAUGUACCAGCAGAGCAAUAAUGACAGUCAUACUUGCUGUAGAUUUACAGGCCCAUUAACACAAUAAUUCACAAAUAAAUGUAUAAUAAUUGAUAAUACAAUCAGUUAAAAAUCAAUAAAACUAGGUAACCAGACCACAAUAACACAAAUCCAAAGUCACUACAGAUUGAACCUUGUUCUAACCUAACCCACCCACAGGGUUGAAUGCUUCCCCAUCCCCCUCUGACCCUGAAUUAUUUGACCCUAAAUGAAUUCUCCAAGGAUCGCUCUGCAAAGUGCCUGUUCUUACCCAGCCUAAAUGCCCAUGAUUUCAGUCUGUGAUAAAAGCAUCCUACAAAGUACGCAAAUCAGUACGGCUUUGUCUGUUUUUGCCAUGGAAUGAUCUUAACUCCAAGUUUUCACUUAAAAAGAAAAAUGGCACAUUUGGUUGUCUUUGAUUGGCAGUUACCUGGGCUUGUGGGCUUGAGUUACAGCGAGAGGGUGGAUAGGCUGGGACUUUUAAUUUUGGAGUGUAGGGGGCUGAAGAGUGAACAAGAUCUUGAGGGGCAUGGAUAAAGUGAACACUCACGGUCUUUUACGGCAUGGUAGAGUUGGGCUGAAGGGCCAGACUGGACCCAUUUGCCCACGUUUCGUCCAUAUCUCUCAAUGCACCUUUUUAAUGUCAUAUCAUUCAGCCAGCCACAAUCUGCGUUGUAGAACAGUACAGCAUCGGCCCACAAUGUCCGUGCAGAACACGGCGCCAAGUUAAACUCCUAUCUGCCUGCGCGUGAUCCAUAUCCCCCCAUUCCCUGCAUAUCCACGUGUCUCUCCUCUUAAACGCCACUGCCGUCUCUGGCUCGAGUGGUAAAAUGGCCCAUUCCUGCUCUCGUUUCUUUCCCCAAUAGAAUUCAUGGUUCCCUUCUCCUCCCUCACUUUCACUGCGUGUUUAUGAGGCUAUCGGAAACUAUCCGUCAAUGUUCCUCUGGAAUAUAAUUUCCCUUUGAGACGGGAGAGUGUGUACAUGCAUAAUGUCUGCAUGGGUACAGUGUUAAGUUAUGGUCAUGUCUUUCAACCCAUUGCGACUAUGUGGCGAAUAUACAAUAUUCUUUAGCAGUCUGACUUUCAUAACAUUUUACAACUUUCAUAUAAUAAAUAUCCCAAGACACUUCUCAGAGCAAAACCAAGCAAUGAUGAAUAUGUGGAAUGGUGGAACGCUAGUUGUUACCUAUCUUUUCAUUAAAUGCCUCAAUGCUGUACGGACUGUUAAUCUGAAUACAUC
Molecule: messenger RNA, 6856 nt
Organism: Leucoraja erinaceus (little skate)
Lineage: Eukaryota; Metazoa; Chordata; Chondrichthyes; Rajiformes; Rajidae
Gene: styxl2
Product: dual specificity phosphatase 27
Biological process (GO): protein dephosphorylation; negative regulation of MAPK cascade
Cellular component (GO): cytoplasm
Molecular function (GO): MAP kinase phosphatase activity; protein tyrosine/serine/threonine phosphatase activity
Source: RefSeq, a predicted model, not a curated record